AUGGCCAGUAGAAUGCUCACUACCGCCCUCAGGGCACGCCCCGCGGCCGCAUUCCGUGCCGCUGCGCCUGGCACCUCCAUCUUUACCCGCUAUUCGUCCAGCGCGCACGGCCAGGAGACGUUCGAGUCCUUCACCGAGCGAUACGUCGAGUUCUUCAAGUCAGCGCAAGACUUGUUCGAGGUCCAGCGAGGCCUGAACAACUGCUUCGCUCACGACUUGGUGCCCGCCCCAUCCGUUGUCGAGGCUGCUCUUCGGGCAGCGCGUCGCGUCAACGACUAUGCGACCGCGGUGAGGAUAUUCGAGGGGAUCAAAGAGAAGGUGGAGAACAAGCAGCAGUACCAGGCGUACUUAGAUGAGCUGAAGCCCGUCAGGGAGGAACUUGGCAUUGAGACAAAAGAGGAGUUAUAUUCCUCAUCAUAA
This is a messenger RNA of Gloeophyllum trabeum ATCC 11539, 420 nucleotides long. RefSeq names its product cytochrome c oxidase polypeptide VI mitochondrial precursor. Gene Ontology annotation, biological process: mitochondrial electron transport, cytochrome c to oxygen. Gene Ontology annotation, cellular component: mitochondrial inner membrane. Lineage: Eukaryota; Fungi; Basidiomycota; Agaricomycetes; Gloeophyllales; Gloeophyllaceae. The record is from RefSeq and is a predicted model, not a curated record. The coding region runs from base 1 to 420 and encodes 139 amino acids. The transcript has 2 exons.